AUGAUCCAAACAGCUGUCCCCGAGAUCUUCGAGGAUGACUCAACCUCGGUAGUAGAUAUUCGCACGGAAAACUUGCAGGCUCUGCGAGAAUUGGGUCCGCCUGAUCUCGUGCACCUCUUCAAGCAGCCUGUCAAGUCGACCAGCAAGCAGACCAACAAAGUCACCUCCGGUCUCUACUGCUGCUAUAAUGCAUUCUCCCGCCUCGACAUGCGUGUCCAAGUCCAAAUCCCUGGCACAGUCGAGAGCUACUGCGUCAACGAGCGUGGUGACAAGCUCGAAGCUUCCGAAGAACACUGGCUGGAGACAUAUCUGUGCAGCGUCCUGCGCGCCUACUCGUACGCUGAUGAUGGCUCGGGUGACACCAUCAAGAAGAUUGUCGGCGUCCGUCGCUUCAAUCCCAUCACAAACACCGAGGCUGAGCACAAAUUCCUGGAUGCUGCCGAGCGUCUCUUCUUUGCUGGCUGGCAGCUGGGCUCUGAUCCCGAGAUUCAAGUACCCAACCUCGUGUCGAACCAUCUCACAACUGGCCUGCUGAAUUACAUCCGAACUACCGGCCGCUACACGUCAGGCAUCAACCUCUUCGAGAAGCUACGCACGCGCGACCCUGAGAUAUCAUCUCUGCUCGCCCGUGUCUACAUCAUGGGAGAUGAAGAAGUCAAGGCUGUUCAGUUGCUGCGCGAAGCCAUCCACCAGAUGCCUAUGGACUACCCCUUGCUCGACUGUCAGGCUGAAUAUUGUUUGUCCAAGGGCAGAAGCGACUUGGCCCUGGAGAUUGCAAAGCGAAGCGUCAUUUCGGCUCCCAGCGAAUUUGCGACCUGGGCGAGACUGGCCGAAGUCUACAUCAGUUUCGAGCAGUGGGACAUGGCGCUUUUGACCCUCAACUCGUGUCCCAUGUUCACCUACCAGGACAAGGACUCACCACGUAUGCCCGAGCCCGCUCGUGUCUCCCUCCCACUCGCGCCAGAAGCCAUGUGUGAUGAGAUUGACGAUUCUAACACCGUGGGAGAAGAGCUCGUCCACCCCAACCUGCGCAGAUUGAGCGCUGCGAACUACAAGGGCACUUUUCAGAAAGCGUACUCAUUGUUGACCGAGGUGACAAAGCGCAUCGGCUGGGACCAUCUUCUCAAAAUCCGUAGUCAGGUUUUCGUCAUGGAGGAAGAGUACCGCCACGAGAGACAGGCUGUUGUGCAGCAGGAAGCCCACUCACGCAGCGCUAGCACCACUGCUUUGCGAAGCCCUGCCAUCACCGACGACCGACCAUCCACUGCUGGUUCGGUGUUCACCAACAGCGACACACCACCCGCUUCUGCUGCUCUCGGAGACGAUGUGUCCAAGCCACAACACACCGUCACCGCAGUGCCAUCAAUGGAGACCCCGGACCCUCAGCCCCCGGCUGCUGACCCGCAACAUCUGCAAUACACCCAGUUCCAGCACAAACGUCUCUGCGAGCGUUGGCUCGAUAAUCUUUUCAUGGUCUUGUACGAGGACUUGCGCAUCUACACGAUCUGGAGGACGGAAGCUCAACAAUACAAGUCGCAGCAGCUCGCUUACAAGAAGUCCGCCGAUGAGUGGGAAAUUCUUGGCGAGCUUGCAGACCGCCUACACAGACCCGAUGAUGCAGCCGAAGCUUGGGAAGCAUGCCUCAACAUGCGCUUCUCGCCAAAGGGCAUGCGCGGGAUUCUCUCUGCAUAUGAGAGGUAUGGUGACGUGCGGGGAGAAUUGGGUGCCCUGAUUAGACUCAUCGCUUGGCAGUACAAGUGGUACUCGGAGGUAAGGACGAUUUCAACCCUUGUCUGUUGUAGUAUACUAACAUUGCCGUUCAGUNUUUCGCCCUCUUUGGUUCAUGUCAUCAGAAAGCUGAUUGAAGAAGAAGGCGCCGUCAAGGUCAGGAGUAUCAUCCAAGCGACAUCCCUUCCUCAACAUAUCUUGGAUUUGACGCAUCAAUAUGCCGGUCUGUGUGCGGCUUUCAGAAGUAGCGGGAGCGAGGCUUGA
Molecule: messenger RNA, 1992 nt
Organism: Aureobasidium vineae
Lineage: Eukaryota; Fungi; Ascomycota; Dothideomycetes; Dothideales; Saccotheciaceae
Source: the annotation of a GenBank genome assembly